GGGAUUUUAGGCAACAUCCGAAGGCGUUUUUGUUAUUUCACGUUAUCCACACGUAAUUUCGGAAUUUUGCUGCAGAAAAAACCAAAUUGAUAAUUGAUUUCUCGCUUAAAGCGCUCGUCGAAGCUAGUGGAAAACAUCCACAGCUUUAACAUGGACGAAGACACGGUCCCCAAGCAGCCAACGGACAGGCGUGUAGCCGACCUGGCUGCGGGUCCACCCGGCGUCGAUGAGAAAAACGGAAACGAAAAGAGCGAGGACAAGGGUGCUGCGGCGGGUAAGCGCGGCAAAUCGAGCUCCCGACGACGGUCCACAUCGCGUCGCCGCUCAACAUCCCGCGGUCGACCUGAUUCCCGCAAUGCCGCAUCGCCGCCAGCCACGCGGCGGAGGCGCUCCGUAUCGCGCUCACCAUCUCCACCGCGCCGCGGCCGCUACGACUCGCCGGACUAUGGCCGGUAUCCACCGCGCCGCCGCUUCGACCGCGAUCGACGUCGAUCCCCUGACCGCCGGCGUUCUCCGCCACGUCGCGGCAGACGCUACGGACGCUCCCGCUCUCGCAGUAUAUCCCCGCUCCGGCGAGGUGGACGCGGGAUAAGUCCCGCUGGUCGUUGGUCGCCCAAAAAGAAACCAGCUUCGCCACCCUUGCCCCCGCAACAGGGUGGACUGCCCCAGCAAAUGGCUCCUGGCUACGGCGUUAUGGCUCCACAAAUGUACGCCACCGGACCCUACGGAGCUCCGCCCGAUGUCUACGGGCACCAGUAUGGAAUGCCGCCGAACGCGUUUCCGGGCCAAGGAUACGGCAUGCCAGGACCGCCACCUGGACAGAAUAAUUUCAGCACUGGAUACGGACCUCCUCCCACCGGAGCAUGGGGCGUGAAUGAGUACGGCCAACAGGUGUGGUUGCCACAGACUCUGGCCGGAGUGCAGCCCUCGAUCUCGGUCCCGGUGCCCGAGGCUCUAGCCCCACAGCAGCACCAGCCGCUCGAUACGGCGCCUCCGGCAAAGCAGCUUGAGGAGGAGCAGAAGUCCUCAGCGCUGGAUGGCGCAGGUUUGCCGGGACAGGACGCCGUGGCCCAGGAAGCGGAGAAGCAGAAGGAUGAGCUGAAGAAGCAGCGCACCAACUAUGUGAAGAAGGUGACGAUACUCAAGAAGGAGAUGCAGGUGCUUAAGGAUCAGCGCGAGGACUUGGCUUCCGGCGAGGCCCCACCGUCGCCAACAACUAAGAAUUUCAUCGAGGAAAACGAUCGUCUGCAGGUGCAAAUUAAGAGGAAGCUGGACACCAUCGAGAAUGUCAUAGACAUGCUUAACGGCCUCAUUGGCUACGAGGAUAAUGACGAUGAUCCGCCCAAGCCCAAGCCCAAUCUGAAGGCUGCACAAGAUCCGCAGAGUAGCCGUUCCCACACCACCACUGACAGUUCCGCGGACAGCUCAGAAUCCAGCUCACCGUCUGGCAGUUCGUCGGAAUCGUCCUCGGAAGACGAGGAUGACGAUGAGGAGGAGAACGGUGACAAAGACGGCACACCCACAAAUCGGCUGAAGAACCGGGCCAUCAAGUCGAUGAAGUCAAAGCAGCGACACGGCGAAACGAAGUCGUCAUCAUCAACAGGUUUGACGCAAAACUACAAUUUUCAGUUUUUCGAUCCUGAACACCAUUGGUGCGAGAGCUGCAGCGUUUUCCCGAAAUCUGCGCGCGACUAUUUGAAGCACUUGCACAGCGAGGAGCAUAUGAACCGUGAGACAAUCGAGACACCCUGGCAUGUGGGCAUCGACCACGAUCCCUUUCCCGUAUACGAGAAUGCACCGCUUAAGCGGGUCCCCGUGCGAGGCAUGCAUUUCCUGGUGCCGGCCAAUGCCUGGUACUGCAAGCUCUGCAGCGUCUGGAUUGGCGACCUGCACUGUGCCUCGGCCCAUCUCAAGUCCAGGCUGCACUCAAAUAAAUACGAGCUAUUCAUUAAUCAGAAUCCCAACUACGAGGCCGAACGGCAGGCAAAUCGUGAGCGGGCCAUGAUACAGCAAAGGGGGAACGAUGACGCCAAGAAUAAGAAGAGCAGGAAGGACGACGAGAAGGGUUCCAAGAAACGCAAGAAGAAAAGUGGUGAUAAGAAGAAAAAGAAGCGCAAGCACGGGAAAAAGAGCAAGCGAAGCACCAACGAUGCCAACAGUUCAUCAUCGAACUCCGACAGCUCGUCGUCGGAGGAGGAGAAGACGCAGCAACCAAAGAAAGGUCGCACCGAGGAAACGUCGAGUGGCCCAGCCGAGAAGCAGGCACCCAGCGCCCCCUCCAUACGUGUGAGCAUGCGAAAGCAGGAAGGCCCAUUGACAACAUCCUUAAAGCAGGAUGUGCCCUUGCAGUCGCUAGCACCGCCGCCGCCUCCGAUCAUCAAGGAUUCCAUAAAUGCUGCAGGCCGUGGUAAAUGGUCAUCGGCCUCCGGCGAGGAACAAAGGGAGGACCAAAAGAAACGGGACGAGGCCAUGAUACAGCAGUGGAACACUGUCCAGCCGGUAAUAAGCGAUAGCGAGAAGAAACUGCUGGAGCAGCUCAAGGGCCGGCUGAAGAGCAAAGGUCCGCGCGAUGCCGAGGACAAUAAAUUGGCGAUGCCGCAUUCAGCCUUUGCGGCUGAUGAAAAGUCAAAACGCGGAGGCAGUCGUCGUUCCCGCAGUCCCAAGCGGCGUAGCCGCUCGCGUAGCAAUAGUCGCGGUCGCUUUGACCGAGAUCGGCGGGAUCGGGAUCGAGAUCGGGACAACAGAGAUCGCGGUCGGGAUCGGGAGCGAGAUCGCGACCGGGACAGGCGUCGCUCUCGCAGUCGUUCCCGCAGCCGCGGUCGCAGGCGCUUCUCUCGUUCACCCCUAAGGAGCAGCCGGCGAAGUCGUUCCCGUGAAAGCCGCCGUCGAAGAAGCCGCAGCCACUCUGAGGAUCGCGUGGAGCGUCCAGUGAUUAAGCAUUCCGAGUUCCGGCCACGUACAGUGCCCGAACGCAAGCCGGAAGUGAAGCGGGACAAGAAGGAUGCCGAAAGCAAACAGAAGGCGGCGGCGAAGGCGAGUGCGAGCACCAAUGCCGCCGCUGGAGGCAAGAAGCUCCCUUUCAUUGGAAAGAUGCCAGUAUUCAAGAAGCAGCCGGUGACGGCUUCUAGCUACGAUGCUGCUACUGCUGCUGCGUACACCAACGGCGCUUUGGGUGUUCCUCCGCCGCCACCACCACCUUUGGGUGAUCAGCUAGCUGUUAGGCAACCGGCACCAACUGCAGCCCAGAUCCAGAUGGCUAUGAUGGAAGAUGCCUUCGGCAAUGCUCCUCCCUUCCAUCCCGAUGCUGGCAUGAUGGUGGACUAUGAUGAGCUAAUGCCGGAUCCUGUCCAAUUCGCCCACUUGAUGACUACCUGCCCGCCUCCACCACCGCCGGGAGAAGGAUCCGAGGGCGAAGGCCGUGACCCGGAAGAUGGCGAAGAACGCGAGGACAACGAGGGUGAUGAGAAGGACGUUCUGCCUCCGGGCAUAGACGAAGCUGAAUCUGAUCUGGUGCCGCAGCCUCUGGAUGCUGCGGAACAACCGCGGGACGGGGAACUGCCCAAGGACUUGGCCGCAGCCCUUGACAUCAUAUUCCCCAGCGAGGGAGCGGCGCAGGAGGAAGCGGAAGAGCCGCAAAGUGUGCCUCAGACAAUCACCACCAUCGUCGAGGACGAGCCAGUGCUCAGUGAACACAAUCUUCAAGACUUGGCCAAGCAGGGUAUUCACCUGGUCACCAUAGACGAGGCAGCAGAAGCCUCAAAAACAAUAUCCACUGAGAACACAGAGGAGACACAGAAAUUGAACGGAGCCAAGUCGUCCGUAGCAGCUACGAACCUCAAGCAGAUGGUAGAAGCGGAGGACAUACCGAUGCCAUGCUCGCCCGUACCGGCGGUGGUCGUCGAGGAGGCAACCAGCAAGCCCAUUGCUCUUAAGGAAGCGGAUGUCUCAGAUAUACCAGAGCCACCGGCAUCACCUUCCGGCAGCGAGAAGCUGCGUCGCCAGGCGGAGCUGGACGAGUUGGCCAUGCUGGGCAUUGACAGCAAUGACAUGGCGGCACAAUUUGUAGAUGCGUUGUAAGAUUUGGAUUGACGGGACGCUGUUGAAUUGAUCCCAUCAUCGAUUGACACAUCGGGUUGGCCAAUAAGGAACGAAACAGUUUUAGUUUUUAAUUUCGACACCUACGUAUGAGUGUUUAUGUGACGGAAUGUUUUAAAUAAAUGCGCAUAUAUGUAUGUAAUAUAUGUAUGAAGGAUACUA
Molecule: messenger RNA, 4257 nt
Organism: Drosophila kikkawai
Lineage: Eukaryota; Metazoa; Arthropoda; Insecta; Diptera; Drosophilidae
Source: RefSeq, a predicted model, not a curated record